AUGGCCAAACAUGGAUUACAGCGGCUGGAGUCGCCGUCUCGAUCGACUUCCUUGGUCUUGCACGGGGCCGGCAUUCUCUCGUUCCUUGCGUCGUUCACCUUCCUCAAUGGCCUCACUCAUGAUAUUGCUAUGGGCUUCGGGGGGAACUACCAGCACCUCACCAACAUUGGGUUGGCUUUGUCAUUUGUGACCUUCGUCACGGCACUGUUAGCCGACAUCACGCUGAGUCCCUCGUUGUUUUCUGUGAAGAACGCUCUGUCAACUACGGCGGCACCACUGGAAGUCCUCAUCAGCAUCCUGUACUGGGGAAUUCGGUCCAUCGACAAGAGGCUAUUGAUACCGGAGGGUUACGAGCUCCAUUGGCUGCCAGACGUCGGUUUUCAUCUGGUCCCAGCUGUCGUCCUAACUCUCGACCUCGUCCUGUUCAGCCCGCCAUGGACGAUCCGUGCGUACUCGGCCAUGUCGAUCAGCAUGGCUUUUGCCUUCCUGUACUGGGGCUGGGUCGAGUUCUGCUACAGCAAAAACGGAUGGUACCCUUACCCUAUCUUUGAUCUCCUAAACACCGUGCAGCGAGUUGGGUUAUUUACCUUCUCUGCGGCAUUGAUGACGGCCAGCACGAGUCUUCUGAAAUGGGUAUAUGGACGGUUCAACGGCUACGAGCAGAUGAAGGAGGAAGCUUACAAGCCCCUGAAGAAGAUGCUGUAG
Molecule: messenger RNA, 705 nt
Organism: Colletotrichum graminicola M1.001
Lineage: Eukaryota; Fungi; Ascomycota; Sordariomycetes; Glomerellales; Glomerellaceae
Exons: 2
Coding region: 1-705 (234 amino acids)
Cellular component (GO): membrane; endomembrane system
Source: RefSeq, a predicted model, not a curated record